CAUCGAAAUACCUUAAUAUAUGCUUCUAGUCAGUGUUGUGAACAGUGAACGAACGUAAAAAGGCGCAAUUGAUCCACUUACCUUGUGUCACCUUUAAAUGACUACUAAACAGAAGUCAAAUCAAUCAACUGCUUGCGGUUGUUCGUCAUCCUUGCGGUUUUUCCACGGCUUUGUGAAUACGUACGAAUGAGAAGCGAAGUUUGUAUGCUUGCUUCCGCGGUAGAAUGCAAAUUCGCACUUUUGUCAUAGCAUCGGGACCUGCAUUCACACGAUAAAUAGUGAAGCGGAUAUCAAACGUCAGGACAGGGAUAGUUCAUAAAUUGAUGUGCAUCUACAGUACACGAGCAACCGAAAUUGCAACCGACUCAGGAAAACAAUCCAAAGUGAAAUUGUUGUGGAAAAAGUUGCCCCACUAAAGAAACUGCAACCUUCACCAGCCAACGCUGUGUUGUCCCGUGAUGGCUCAAGUGUGUACUUCCAAAUGUUGGCAAUGAGAAUAUAACUUGGCGAAAAAAAACUACCCGAAGAAUAGGAGAAAAUUACAAGUGUGUAAACAUAAAACUGCGUUGGGAUCGUAUUCCGCGGUGACGGUACCGGAGACCAAAGCGAGAUGGAUUACAUAAAAGAGUUGGAUAUUCGGCUCGAUAAAGAGUACUACUACGCUGGUGAAGUGCUCUCCGGGAAGGUGAUGCUGCACACAACCGAUAAUUUCAAACUUAAGUCGAUCCGUCUGUUGCUCCGAGGCAAAGCUCACGUCGAGUGGAAGGUGUUUGUAUCCGGUGAUAAGAGAACGGUGAAGGACGACCAGCUGUACAUCGACGAGCGGGCCGUGAUAUGGGGCGAGAGGUCUGGCGAAGCACUAGACGUCACGGUGCCGGUACUGAUUCGCGGUCAACAUCAAUUCCCUUUCCGCUUCAACAUUCCGGAAACCAACCUACCCUGCAGUUUUGAGUCACGUGCCUGCUAUAUUCGUUACUUCGUUAAAGUUACAAUAGAUAUUCCAUACGCCUCACCACCGCAAGGCAUCAAAUAUUUCACCAUUGUGGGACCACACAUCGACUGUAUGGAGGAGCAUUAUCUGAAACCCAUCACAGCUCAGGAUAAGAAAGAGAGGUGUUGUCUUUGUUGUGCGAAAGGACCUGUAGUGCUAAGCUGCUCCUUGGACCGCACUGCAUUCUGUUGUGGUGAAACGCUCAAACUGAAAUCCGUCAUCGACAACCAGGGUGAGGACACCGUCAUGCUGAAAGUGCGGUUGCUGCAGUUUUGCGAAUUUUUCGCCGAACGUGGUGUGCUCGGCGUGACAAAGGAAGUCCAACAUUUGGUACUCGAGUACAAGGGUGAGCCAGUGGCAUCUCGAGAUCAUCAAGAUACGUGCACCAACUUGCGGAUACCGACAGUGCCUACGACACUAAUGGGCGUCUGUCGCCUUGUCCAAAUCUAUUACACUUUGACCGUAUGCUUGGAAUUUGAGAAAUCUGGCGAAGAUUUGCACAUUAAUUUUCCCAUCACCAUAGGAACAGUUCCAUUCCGAAUACCGAACAGCAAUCUACAACCGCACAUAGGAUACGAUGUUGCCAUCGACCACGUGGAAGGUGGAAUUUAUAUCGGACCGGAAUUCCUGUUGGGGGAAGUAUAUGACGGAUGCAACGUAAGCGACAACGAAUACCGUGACCUGGCGCCCCUCUAUCGUCCGAUGUACCUCACAGUCGUUCGAAGCUCCCGGCAAAUAUCAGCCCGUGCCGUUGGACGGGUGAAUCGCAAAAAGUCCGCUUGCGAGGUGGAAAUCGCUGAAAUACACCGGAAAUGAAUUGAAUCACCAAGCCGACAGCGUAAAGUGGAAGCGAACAUGACAUAAACCGCCCAUGUGGGUGCUUCCACCACACCUUUAUGUUUUUACAAUACCGAUCAUAAGUUUGUUAUCAUCGACUCUGUAUUUUUAUUUGUCAGUAAAUUUAGUUUUCCUAAUAUUUAAAUCGAAAUUAUUUGUUAGUCUAAAUGUUCAGGUGUAUAAGAUGCAAUAUUUAAUAAAAAAAAACCAGAUUAAUCCACCUAGCGUUGGUGGUGCCUUUCUCGCAUUUAUGUAGUUAAGACACCAACCUUAUAUGGGGUUUAUAUUGUCCGAUGUACCAUUUUCUUCAUAACUUUUAAACGCAAUAACCGAUCGUUAUAAAAUUCAAUAGUGAUCAACAAGGCUUUGUCCCCUAUCGAAUGAAACUUGUUGCGAGAAAAUCGGUUAAGGAUUACUAUACGAAAAGUUGUCUAAUGUUUUUUAUAGAUUUUGUGCACACACAUACACACAUACAUACACACGGACAGACAGACAUGUGCUCAGCUCGUCGAGCUGUGUCGAUUGGUAUAUAAUACUAUGGGUCUCAGAGACUUCUACAAAAAGUUCGUUUUCGGAGUGAAAUGAUAGCCUUUCGGUACAACUUAGUUGUACGAGAAAGGCAAAAAGUAGACAUGUCAGCAACAACUCUCGGUUCCAUCCCCUGGCACAUCCCAAUCCUUCUACAAUAUUUCAAUAUCUGCACAAUAUUGGCAUCCUAAUAAUCACUAGAAUGUAUAGCCAAGCCACAAAAUGUUAACCGGGAUUGUGUACAUUUCCACAUACUCAUCCUUACCAUUGUAAAUGGUGGAGUGAGGUGUUCCAUAAUCAACCCACUUCACACCUGACUCCGAAACACGAUCCAUCACCAUCGCACACGACGAUGAAUAAACGGUGCGCGUAAACAUUAACGAGCAAUAAAUGUGCGAGCGGAACGUGUUCAAGAGCAGGACCGCCAAUGAAAGUGGUUGAAGCGUUGUUGGUGUCACCGGCUCAUAAAUAUGUCCUACCUUUUAAUACAGCACAUGUUGUACAGUGGAUAUAUAAUAAAGACAUUGGAAAAGGUUACUUACAUGAAAAUGUGACUCAUGGGAGCAAAACAAUGAACAGCGCACUGAAAUGUAUUAAACGUUCGUGUAAUAAAAAGUAAGAAUAGAAAUACUGUGGGUACAGUUAGGUUAUGCUUAUUACCAGGGCCGGAUUUAGGGCCCACAAAUCUUAUGUACCAAAACCAACCUUUUUUGUACAUUUCGGGCCCCCACAAGCUGUCGGCCCGGGCCCCCUAUCGGCUAAAUCCGGCCCUGCUUAUUACGCUCAUAUUCUGAACACUCGUUUUGACAAUGACUAUUACGACUUUAAUCCCACAUCAUUUCAAACGAUAUAGGAAUCGUUUAAGAACUUAAUUUUCCAUACCUGUUACUAAUAGCUUUGAUUUCAGAAUGUUGAUAUACUAGCUUUCGGAGCAGGAGUCGGAAAGGUAUUCUCAAUUCAUAUUAGAAAAUCCAAUACAUUUAUUCAUAUUUGUAACAAUAAACAUAGUAUUUUGGAGAAUUUGAAUUGUAGUUUGUAAUAUGCAUUAGUAUGGAAAAAAAAUU
Molecule: messenger RNA, 3420 nt
Organism: Armigeres subalbatus
Lineage: Eukaryota; Metazoa; Arthropoda; Insecta; Diptera; Culicidae
Product: arrestin domain-containing protein 3-like
Exons: 9
Coding region: 611-1807 (398 amino acids)
Biological process (GO): protein transport
Cellular component (GO): cytoplasm
Source: RefSeq, a predicted model, not a curated record